Molecule: messenger RNA, 1383 nt
Organism: Mesitornis unicolor (brown roatelo)
Lineage: Eukaryota; Metazoa; Chordata; Aves; Mesitornithiformes; Mesitornithidae
Product: bromodomain-containing protein 4-like
Exons: 7
Coding region: 85-1383 (432 amino acids)
Biological process (GO): positive regulation of transcription elongation by RNA polymerase II; chromatin remodeling
Cellular component (GO): nucleus; chromatin
Source: RefSeq, a predicted model, not a curated record
AGGCAUUUGUGCCUGAAGCCACGGACGAUAGAUGGACAAGCCAAGCGACUUCUGACUCCGCAUCAUUUUCUGGAGCGAAACUCUAUGGCAAUGUAUCCUACAAGGGUGUCCGGUGAGGAGUGCAAUGGGAUCAAUAGCAUGUCGGCGGAGAGCGGCCCUGGCACGAGACUGAGGAAUUUGCCGGUGAUGGGGGACGGACUCGAAAGCACCCAAAUGUCUACAACGCAAUCGCAGGCUCAACCCCAGCAAGGCAGCGUCGUAGGCGUCAAUCCCCCUCCGCCGGAGACCUCCAACCCCAACAAACCCAAGCGGCAGACCAACCAGCUGCAGUAUCUGCUCAAGGUGGUGCUGAAGACGCUCUGGAAGCACCAGUUUGCGUGGCCUUUCCAGCAGCCCGUGGACGCCGUCAAGCUGAACCUCCCCGAUUAUUAUAAAAUAAUUAAAACUCCGAUGGAUAUGGGAACAAUAAAGAAACGCUUGGAGAAUAACUACUACUGGAACGCUCAAGAAUGUAUCCAGGAUUUUAACACCAUGUUUACAAACUGCUACAUCUACAACAAGCCAGGGGAUGACAUAGUCUUAAUGGCAGAAGCUCUGGAAAAACUUUUCCUGCAGAAAAUCUCGGAAAUGACCCAGGAGGAAACGGAAAUCGUCAUCGCCCAGACGAAAGGAAGGGGCCGCGCCAGGAAGGAAGCAGUGACGUCCAAACCAGGCUCAUCCACGGUACCCAACGCAACCCAAGCCUCCUCCCCGGCGCAGACGCCGGCACCGCCGCAGCCCCUGCAGUCGGCGCAGACGACUCAUUCCUUCCCUCCCGUCACCCCCGACCUCAUCGUCCAGACCCCGGUCAUGACGAUGGUUCCUCCUCAACCUCCCGCGCCGCCUCCGCCUGCUCCUCAGGCCCCCGCGCCGCCGGCCCCGGCUCCCCAGCCCAUCCAACCGCACCCUCCCGUUAUCCCAACGCCCGCCCAGCCCGUGAAGACAAAAAAAGGGGUGAAGAGGAAAGCAGACACCACGACGCCGACCACCAUCGACCCAAUUCACGACUCGUCAUCGUUGCCCACCGAGCCCAAAUCCACCAAACUGGGGCCGCGGCGGGAAAGCAGCCGCCCGGUGAAGCCUCCAAAGAAAGACGUCCCCGACUCGCAGCAGCACGCGGUGGAGAAGAGCAGCAAGAUCUCGGAGCAGUUGAAAUACUGCGGCGGGAUCAUCAAGGAGAUGUUCGCCAAGAAGCACGCUGCCUACGCCUGGCCCUUCUACAAACCUGUGGACGUGGAGGCGCUGGGACUGCACGACUAUUGCGAUAUCAUCAAACACCCCAUGGAUCUGAGCACAAUCAAAGUGGCCUCAGAGAGCAGAAAUCACAGGAAAAAGGGGAUUUGA